Messenger RNA from Dibothriocephalus latus, 420 nucleotides. Lineage: Eukaryota; Metazoa; Platyhelminthes; Cestoda; Diphyllobothriidea; Diphyllobothriidae. The record is from the annotation of a GenBank genome assembly.
AUGGUUUAUUACUUCAAAUGCGAGCUUGUUUCGCCUCCAUAUCACAUUUAUAUGGGCGCAGAUAAGAAUGAAAACGAUGCACUUAUUCGGUGGGGGUGGCCCGAAGACGUUUGGUUUCACGUUGACAAGCUAUCCUCUGCCCACGUGUAUCUUCGCCUCCGCGAAGGUGAAACGCUCGACGAUGUCCCAGAGGCGGUAAUCCAGGACUGUGCGCAGCUUUGCAAACAAAACAGCAUAUCGGGUAGCAAGCAGAACGAUGUGACGAUCGUGUACACCAUGUGGGAGAACCUGCGCAAGGCGCCCAACAUGGACGUGGGUCAGGUGGGCUUUCAUGAUGGGAAGCUGGUGCGCAAGCUGGUGGUGGAGAAGCGUAUCAGUGAGGUCAUCAGGCGGCUGGAGAAGACCCAGCAGGUGGUGGAG